Molecule: messenger RNA, 1759 nt
Organism: Danaus plexippus (monarch butterfly)
Lineage: Eukaryota; Metazoa; Arthropoda; Insecta; Lepidoptera; Nymphalidae
Product: transcription termination factor 5, mitochondrial-like
Exons: 1
Coding region: 105-1682 (525 amino acids)
Biological process (GO): regulation of DNA-templated transcription; termination of mitochondrial transcription
Cellular component (GO): mitochondrial matrix
Molecular function (GO): double-stranded DNA binding
Source: RefSeq, a predicted model, not a curated record
GAUAGUGAAUGUCAUUAAAUUGUCAAAAUGGUGUUUAUAACUUAUUAUGUCAGAAGUAAAACAUAGUUUAUUUUUGUACUAAUACUAUUUAAUGCCAUAUUAAAAUGUUUUAUAGGCGUUAUGGUAUGAUUUUAAAAAGAUUUUAUAACAGAGAGACAUGUUUAUUAGGAAUUAUAUCAUUUUCAACUAAUUAUUGCACCAACGGUAAUAACCUAAAUUAUCUCUGUAAAUAUCUAAAUAUAAGUAAAGAUAAAGCCCAAUAUUUGAGUUUAAAAUACCCUGUUAUGAAGAAUCUGGAUGUAGUGCAAAUCAAAGAGAUCGUGGACAUUUUGUACCAAUCAGGAUUAGAUAGGAACAUGAUUCUUAAAAACCUUUCCUUGUUUAGUUUAUCACCAAUUACACUCAAAUUUCGCCAAAUGGUGUUACAAGAAUGUGGAAUAAGAAACAUAACGCCGGAUAUUUUGCACACGUAUUUGACAGUUUUAAAGCAAAAAAAAAUUGGAGAAUUAAAAGCAAGUGGAUUAAUAUCAACAAACAUUAAUAUAGAAAAUAGCCUAGCCAGCUAUAUGACACAAUGGCCCACUUCAAUAACAACUUUAGUUUAUGGAGAUAUAGAGAAUUUGACUUUAUAUUCUUUGAGACUUAAAAUAAUACAGAGAUAUUUAGAAUUGAUGUUGGAUUUGACAUGCGAAGAAUUUGAAAGAGGUUUGCAUACUUAUCCCACAAUCAAACAUAGACCGCUGCAAACAAUUAAUAAAAUUUUAAAUUUAUUACAAAGAGAAGUUUUAAUGCCAAAUCACAAGAUAAAAUCUAACCUCUAUCUGUUUCAAGCCGAUCCAGACAAUUUGAAUGAUUUAAUAUAUAAAUUUUGUUCUAUUGGUGGUAUUGACAUCAAAGAAGUAUUUAGACUGUAUCCAAAAUUAGUGAUGAAAAAAUAUUCAACAAUGCUGGAAAUCAAAAAUGUACUUGAAGAAUUUGGGAUAAGUAAUGAAGCUCAAAAGAGAUGUUUCCAAAUAUAUACAUUAAGUCCAUCCACUAUAAGGGAGAGAUUGGAAAAUGCAAAAACUAUACCAGAGUUCAAAACAUUUUUCAAUCAUCCGAGAUUUUUGAAAAUUAUACACUAUAACACAAAAGCAUUGAAAAGAAUAAUGAAGUUAUAUGACAACAACAAAAAAUGUUUGAGCCUUAACAUAUUAUCAGGAAGUGGAGCCCACUACGAAGUGUAUGAAAAAUCUACUGGUGAUCGAUUAGGCAAAAGUAAAGAUUUAAUAUUCUGUAUCACCCAGUCAUUAGGACAUUCAUACAGUGCAAGUAGUGUUCGUAACAUUAUGAAGAGACAUCCAUUUUGGAUAAAUAUACCCCUCGUACAAAUUAGCUAUGUCUAUGAUAAAUUAAGUACACAAUUUUCUGCCAGUGAUAUAUUUGAGAACUGUCCAAUUUUAUUAUAUCCCUGGAAUAAAAUUAAAUCCACAAUGGAACAACUGGAUAAGGGACAUAGUAAAAAUGUUCCAGCACUAUGUAAUGAAAACAUAAACACUAAAUGUUUAACUAAAUCACAAAAACUCAGUUUAAUAUUAUAUUUGCUAGAACGGAACCAUUAUUUCACUGGAAAUGGAGUAUGGACAGAUGAAAAACAGAGAAAUAAUAUAGAGAUAUGUAAUGCAAACCAAGCAAUCAAUUAGAAAUUUGUAAACAAAAUGAUGCCAUAGAUAAUUUAUUGUUUGUUUUAUAAUAAAGAUGUUAAAAUAUUACAAAGUUA